GCUGGUGUGGACAUUGAGAUCAGUGUCUUUGACAAGCAGUGUCUGUACUUGGAAAUCUUUGGCACUUUCCACAGCAGGUGUGGUACUUGUGCCCCCGGAACAAAUGGACCCUCGUCCACUGUUCCAGGCGGUGGACGCCUUGUGCCAGGAUAACAUCCAGCACUUUGGGGCAUCUAGUUCUGAAGUAGCUUCUCGUCUGGUUAAAGCUUUCUCCUGCAUCCAGGUGCAAGGGCAAGGACUAGAACCAUCUAUGCGUGCUUUGGCUGCUGUGUGCCCAUUAUUCGACUUGGAUCCGAACACCCCUGCAAAUGGAUAUCGUAGCCUGAUAAAAGUGGUGCUUUCCUGCACCCAGCAUAUUUUACAUAAGUGCCGCUAUGUUACUGCCAACCGCCGAAGCCUCUUCUUCAGAGCUGCGCACAACUGUGCAGAGCUGGAGGCCUACGGAGCUGCCCUCACCCAGCUACGUGCCCUGCUCUGCUUUGCACAACGAUUGCUCACAGCUAACCAACACGGGGAUCUUUUCUUCAGACAAGAGCGUGGUUUAUCCGAGGAAUUUCUGCGGGAGUACAGUACAAUGCACAAGGGCUGUUUCUAUGGGCGCUGCCUUGGCUUUCAGUUCACCCCUUCCAUCCGCCCAUUCUUGCAAACCAUCUCCAUUAGUUUGGUGUCUUUUGGAGACAAUUAUAAGCGGCAUGAAUCUGGAAUUACUGAGGGAGUGCUUGGUAUUUACUAUGGUGUAGCUGCCAGCUCUUUCUUAAUAAGUGGUAGAUAUGCAAUCGAUCCUGAACUGCGUGGGGCAGAAUUUGAGAGGAUUACACAGAACUUGGAUGUGAAUUUCUGGAAAAGCUUUUGGAACAUCACAGAAAUGGAAAUUCUCACGUCUCUAGUUGGCAUUGCAUCCACCACUGUGCGUAUCAACAAGAUCAUAAUUGUGCCUCCUCAACCCUUAGAGAUGCCUUUAGCUUCUGACCCUCGGCUUACGGUCACUAUUAAGCCUCCUGUUGCUCAUACUGGACCAGGACCUGUGCAUAUGCGCCUCAUCUCUUACCAGCUGCGGGAGGGCCAGGAAAGUGAAGAGCUGAAUGCUUUUGUAAAGCCUGAAGGUUCUCUGAGCCUUGACCUUCACCUACGAUCCCGCCCGGGUCCUCUGUCUCCUGACCUCAUCAUUCAUUUCCAUGGGGGCGGAUUUGUGGCUCAGACCUCAAAGUCCCACGAACCAUACUUGAAAACCUGGGCGCAGGAGUUAGAAGCCCCAAUACUUUCCAUAGAUUACUCACUUGCUCCUGAGGCUCCAUUCCCACGAGCUCUAGAGGAAUGUUUCUAUGCAUACUGCUGGGCAUUAAGAAAUUGUCGACUACUUGGUUCCACAGGUGAACGAGUGUGCCUGGCUGGUGACAGUGCUGGUGGUAACCUGUGUAUCACAGUAUCACUCCGUGCUGCCUCUGUUGGAAUUCGGAUGCCAGAUGGAAUAAUGGCAGCCUAUCCAGCAACCCUCUUGCAAGCCACAGCAUCACCUUCUCGCUUGCUUACUCUAAUGGACCCCCUGUUGCCGCUCAGUGUGCUGUCGAAGUGUCUGAGUGCCUAUGCAGGCACUGAGAGAGUCCCAGUGGAUGACCGGGUGGUCGAAACGCAGAGUACUGUGAGUCAAGUCAAAAGAGGGACUGCUUUGUUUCUCAGAGACAUCCGUCAGGGGGCUGCAUCCUGGCUGAGCACAUUCAUGGAUGGGGGAAAAUAUAAGGAAAGUCAAGAAACCGUUCGUAAAAGUGUGUCAGAGGCAGCUCUUUCUCUGGAAGAAGCAUCUUCCACAAAGCACAGAGUUUCCUUAAAAAGCAAGACCUAUCAGGAUCUGAGCCACCAUCAAUACAGUGACCAAGAAAUAGGCCGAAACUUGCACAGCAUUCAGAAUGGGGGACCAAGUAUUAAAGAAGCACAAAGCCACCAGCCCUCAUUCAUAUCCGUGCAAACAAACGACAAAGAGCCCCUUUCUCCCAUCAGUCCCCAUGAGCAGGGGGUGAACUUCUUUCUGACGGAGAGUGAGAAUGAGAGCGAUGCUCAUGAACAUUCCUUUGAUAAAACUAACGCACACUCCAAAGAGAACAUUCCUCCAGCACACUCCAAUGAGGAUAAACAACCUUCACUUGGGUUUCCAGAUGGAUUUCAGCCUCUGCGUUCUAAGAAUGGUGUAGCUCACAUGACCUUACAGACCUCCCCUAUAGUAAAUAACCCCUACAUGUCCCCUUUGCUGGCUCCUGACAGUAUGCUCCAAGGUUUGCCUCCUGUACACAUUGUGGCCUGUGCUCUAGACCCGAUGUUGGACGACUCUGUGAUGUUUGCCAAAAGACUGCGUGAGCUGUCUCGCCCCGUCACUUUACAUGUGGUGGAAGAUCUCCCUCAUGGGUUUCUUAGUCUGUCACAGCUUUCUCGUGAAACCAGAGCAGCCACUGAAGUGUGUGUACAGUGCAUCCGUCAGAUCCUGCGAGAAGAGGCUCCCUCUUCCACGGCACCACGAAAACACCGCAAGUUGGAACGAGUCCUUGGGAACAAACCAGUGACUGACCGUGAAGUUGGCGCUUAAACCUCUACUAUAUGUGAAAACCUAGUGCAAUAAUCAGAACUUCCUCAAGCUUGGAUCACUCCUCUAUUUUAUUUCUAUAAGGGUUUAAAGCUCUGUAUUACCUGCAGAAUACAAAGCUGCAUGGAUUAACGUAGAGCAUCAUAUUUGCAACCAUAUUAUGGUGCUUGAGAUAGGUUUUCGUUUGAGCUGUCAGACCCCUUUUUCAAUGAAUGGCAGUGAGCAGCAUCUUGGGGUUAUUCUCUAACAGUCUUUCAUAUGCUGAUGGAGAAUGAGGGCAAAGGAAAUAUAUGUGAAGUCUCUUUACUAAGCUCUAAUUUACACACAUGGUCCAGUAUAAGCAAGCUAUGGCUGCCACUCCCAUGAUAUGCAUUAUGGGAAUCGGGAUCCUUAGAACAAGCAUACCAGAGUUUGCCUACCUUUGCAAAAGACUGAAUAAAUGUCUCUUCUUACCACUCUCCACAUGCAGUUAAUCAAAACCUCAACUGUAUGUUAAACUUUUUAUAAAUUAUUGCACUUUUUCUAUUCAAACAAAAUGAGAAUUGUAUUACUAUUCUGUUGUCUAAGUCACUAGGAUUGUGUUGUACAUGUAGUCUUUUCGUUGCUCUAUUUUGACAUCUGGAUGAAGGGUCUUGGUACUAGAAGCAAUAUUCCCUUUGUGUUUUUAUAAGGAGUUUUUUUUUUUUUUUCCGUUUUUUUUUUUUUUUUAUUGCUUAUCUCCUGUGAUUAGAUUCUGUCCAUUAAUUUAUUUUGUAUUAACCUAUUUCCCAGAACUCUUACUACACUAACAUGACUAUAGAGUAUCGACAUAAAUGUCUGUGCCUGUAACUAUUUUUGUUAACGGUGUACAGACAUCACACGUCUUUCAGAGUAUGUGUCUGCUUUGUAUCUAGAACUAUACAUAAAUAUAUUUUUACAUGUUGUUUUGUAUGUAUGUGUGUAUGUGUGUGUGUGUGUAUAUAGAUAUACAUAUUCUAUCCCUGGGACAAUAUUAUAGCAUUGUUUGUUUAGGUAUGAUGUUAAAAUGAUAAUAUACACAGAAGCAAACAUAUUCUUGAUAUUGACUAGUUGAGAAGUUGAUAUUUAGUGGUUUGAUAUUGUGGCUUUUUCCAUUGUGGCACCUGAAUGAUAACCACAUUACCAUAGAUACAGCCUCGAAGUUUCUAAAUAAUUUUACACCGAACCUUUAAAGGGACACUCCACUGCCCAGAUACAAUUGUUUUUUUUUUAUUUUUGAGGACCACUAUAGGCACCCAGACCACUUCAGCUUAAUGAAGUGGUCUGGGUGCCAGGUCCACCUAGGAUUAACACUUUGGAAAAAUGUAAUUGACAGCCACUAGAGGCGCUUCUCACUGUGAAAAUCAUAGUGAGAAGACACAAGCGUCCAUAGGGAAAGCAUUAAGAAUGCUUUCCUAUGAGACUGGCUGAAUGUGCGCGCGGCUCUUGGUGCGCAUGCGCAUUCAACCGAUAACGGAAGAAGGAGGAGAUUCUCCAGCACAGAGGGAGCCCGGCACUGGAGAAACAUGAGUUUUUAACACCCUUCCUCUGCAUCCAGCCCGGUGGGAGUGGGACCCUGUGGCGAGUGUGUUUUCCUGGCACUACAGUGGUCCUUUAAAAUCACUGUUUAAUAGAUAUACCCCAUUUUAAACAUGUAUGCAUUUAAUUAUGGAUUUUUUCAUUGGGGGUAUAUCUUAAAACAGCUUGCAAAAGUUGCAGUUCUGCGGCCUUUGCAAGCCUCUCACUUCCUCUCCUGCCCAGACUUUCUGUGACUGUCCAAACACAGACUUCCCAAUGCAUCUUAAUGAGCAGUCUUGCAAUGCAGGUGCUCUGAGCAAUUGACUGCCUCUUGAGUUUAGCUCCACUGAGCUAAUCAACCAGGAACUAACUUGACAAGUUUUCUAAGAGCAGCGGAUGUAACCAGGUUAAUUUAUAAAAGUGCCAAUUUCUUUUGAAAACUGCUUCUUGUAAAAUGUAAAGACACACUCUUUGCACAUAAAGCACUUCAAUAAGGGCUCUAGGUGUUUGGAGUGUUGCUUUAAUAAAUGUUACCCAUAGGUCAAA
This is a messenger RNA of Pelobates fuscus (common spadefoot toad), 4633 nucleotides long. RefSeq names its product lipase E, hormone sensitive type (gene LIPE). The record is from RefSeq and is a predicted model, not a curated record. NCBI's taxonomy places the organism in Eukaryota, Metazoa, Chordata, Amphibia, Anura, Pelobatidae. Gene Ontology annotation, biological process: triglyceride catabolic process; cholesterol metabolic process. Gene Ontology annotation, molecular function: sterol ester esterase activity; triacylglycerol lipase activity. The transcript has 11 exons. Gene Ontology annotation, cellular component: cytosol. Bases 104 to 2575 code for a protein of 823 amino acids.